UUAAGCACCUACACUUAUUUGUGUGCAGAAUUAUCUGUGUGGCGCAUUCUUCGAGAAUAACUAAUUUAGUCCUUUCUUUAUCUUGUCACACUAAGAAACAAGUUGGAUCAUUCACAUUCACAUCUUUUACUGUUCACUUGUUUCUUUAUUUACAGCACAACAAUUACAUAGUGCCCUCUAGAUUGUCUUACACUAGUAGGACGUUCUUUUUUCUGAACCAGGAGCCGUUAUUUAGUGAAAACUGCUAAACUAAGAUUCUAAGAUUGACCAUCUUUCUUUGAAUAGUUAAACUGCAAGAUGUACCACCUCAUAAAAUGCAUGACACUUCUGUUACCCUUCCUAUUGCUUUCCUUCAAUUAUUAUUAUUUGAAUGUGUGACCUUUAGAGCAUCUCCAAUAGAUGGUCCAAAUGUAAAAAUACCUAACUUUUGGACCGUCUGGGGCAAAAAGCGCUGCUCCAACAGAGGGUCCAUAUGUAAAAAAGUUUGGACCGCGGCCUCCCGGUGAUGUAAAAUUGAAAACUUUGUGAUGCAAAUUUACAUCACGAGAUGCAACUGGUCCCACCGUAGAUCUAAACCCCCGCCGCCGAUUCCACCCCGCCUGGGCUGCCGCCUGUCGCCGCGCCGCCCUGACCCCAUCCGCCUCCUCUCCGUUCGCCUCCGCACCCUGUCCACCUCCUCUUCAGCCGCCUCCGCCCUGUCCCGACCCCGUCCGCCUCCGCGCCGCCCCGACCCCGUCCGCCUCCUCUCCGGCCGCCUCCGCACCCCGUUCGCCUCCUCUCCGGCCGCCUCCGCACCCCGUUCGCCUCCUCUUCGACCGCCUUCGCCUCCGGUCCGUCCUCCGCCCGGCCCCGCUUCGUCCGCCUCUUCUUCGGCCGCCUCCUGUUCGUCCGCCGCCCGCUCCCCGAUGGCGCCGAAGGGCAAGUCCGGUUUCUUCGGCGUGAGGGCGAAGCCCUCCGGGAAUUUCGGAGUGGAGUUCUUCAACAUCGGGCGGCGUUGGUGGCUCGGCACGCAUCCCACUGCCGAUGAUGCCGCGCGUGCCUACGAUGUGGCGGUGUGGCGUGCCGGACGGCCGAAGAUGGACCUCAACUUCCUGGAGAUCGAGUCCCAGGCGAUGGCGGAGUGGCUCAUGCCGCAGGGCAUCCGGAUGGAGGAGAUGCCGGCGAAGAAGGCGAAGAAGAGACCGGCGGUUGUCGUCGCUCCGGGCGAGAGCGACGAGGCGGCGAUGGCUCGGUUCGUGCGGGAGCAUCCGCAGUAUGUCCAGGCCGAGCUGCGCGACAUCGUGGCGAAAAAGAAGGGGGUGAAGGAGGACGAGGCCGGCUCCUCGACUGUGAUCCCUAUCGAGUUGUCGGAUGAGGACUAGGGUGACUCCGAGGAGGAGGACGAGGAGUGCGAUGACCCGACCAAGGACGAGUUCUGGGAGCAGUUCCGCAGCUCGGACGACGAGGAGUAGUUUCAUCUAGUAGUUCGAAUAAGUAGUAGUUGAAUUUGUGUAUGAAACUAUGUUGAAUUUCAUGUUUGAACUAUGUUGAGAUGAAGUAGUAGUUGGUCGUUUUAAUCUUCGUUUUGGACCAUCUGUUGAAGUUGCUUUUUUUUUUACAUCUCUGAUUUGGACCAUUUGUUGGAGUUGAGCAUUUUCCGGAGCUCCAAAAAGCACCAUUUGGCAGUCCAUAUUUUACAUCUCCGGUUUUGGACCGCCAAAGUUUGGACCAUCUAUUGGAGAUGCUCUUAUACUUUUACUAAUUCUAAUCAUCCAUAAUAUUUGAUUAUUCAUGCUUGGUGGUGCACUGCUCCCUUUGCCUCUGUUGAUUGUGUUCCUUUCCAUCUCAAUUCUUCUACGACAUAUUUGGUGAAAAUAUCACCCUUCUGAACUGUUUAUUGUUGAUAUGAAAAUGUUUUGAACAAUAUUGAUAGGUUCUAUAGUUAAUAAAGUUAUUUUUGUCUACUAUAUUCUAUUUACCCAAGAGAUUGACUUCGUAUUAUUGUGUUCACUUGCCAAGCUCCAACCGAAGCAUCAAACUAAACAUGUAAUUAAUUGUUUAUCUAUAUGAUA
Molecule: messenger RNA, 2051 nt
Organism: Triticum aestivum (bread wheat)
Lineage: Eukaryota; Viridiplantae; Streptophyta; Magnoliopsida; Poales; Poaceae
Product: dehydration-responsive element-binding protein 1F-like
Exons: 1
Coding region: 528-1361 (277 amino acids)
Biological process (GO): regulation of DNA-templated transcription
Molecular function (GO): DNA binding; DNA-binding transcription factor activity
Source: RefSeq, a predicted model, not a curated record